Penicillium longicatenatum is the source of this 942-nucleotide messenger RNA. RefSeq lists its product as uncharacterized. The transcript has a single exon. Bases 1 to 942 code for a protein of 313 amino acids. Lineage: Eukaryota; Fungi; Ascomycota; Eurotiomycetes; Eurotiales; Aspergillaceae. The record is from RefSeq and is a predicted model, not a curated record.
AUGUACUCCAAAUCUAAGGCGAUUGCGACCGCUCCUGCAACAAGUCGUUCGCCAGCAUCCCCGCUCAUUGAGCCAGAAGCUAACUUGCCCUAUGGAAUUAAGGCUGCGGAUUGGCCACUCCCUCUCACAACUACAGAUCGCCGAGCACUUGAUCAUUACGCCGCUCAUAUUGUUCCUCGUAUGAUCUUGAAAACGGCUAGAUGGUCAACAUACUCAUACGUGUUGUUUAUGUGCGCGAAACAUGAGCUAUUAGCUCAUCUAGUCACCGCGUUCGCCGUGAGAGAUAUGGCAAAGGAGAAUGACAAUGAGCUGCUUACCGUAGCGAUGGAACACUACCAGAAGGCGCUGUCGCUCUUCAUCGAGCAUCUCUCCGCCCCAUACGCGACCGGGUGGAUUACAUUUCCAGCUCUAUGGUUGUUCAUCGUCUAUGAGCAAACAUAUGGAGAUGACCCUAAUGUACUGCGAACGCAUCUUCGGGGGGUGCGAGAGAUUAUUAUUACUCACGGAGCCGCAAUCCUGCCGGGCUCCUUGCAUGAGGAAGCUAAUGUAGAUCGAGAAGAUCCACCAAGAUACCUGGUCCCACCGCAAAUGAUCGAUCGAAUGGCAUUGUGGACUAUCCACCAUGACGCUAAAGCAUCUACAUUUGGCCUUGGGGCUAGUAUAGUGUCCUUAUUAGAUGAGAAGUAUCCUGGAGCUAUAGCGAAGAUCUGUAAAAGCUCUACUAAUGCGCUGCAAGAUGCAUGGGGCUCGGAUUAUCCAGCGCAGGAGGAGAUAUGGGACAUGCAGAUUGAAAUACUCUUUGGCUUUACACAUGAUGCCACAAUGCUACGAUAUGAAUUGUCCGACAUCGAGAGAAAACCUGGUCCCAUAGACCCAGGCAAGUUACUUUUGUUCAGCCGGAAAUUGAAGCAGUUACAGGAGGUAUGUCUUAUUUUAAAUUGA